Perca flavescens (yellow perch) is the source of this 767-nucleotide messenger RNA. It is a transcript of the gene ucmab, whose product is annotated as upper zone of growth plate and cartilage matrix associated b. Gene Ontology annotation, cellular component: extracellular matrix. The transcript has 6 exons. Lineage: Eukaryota; Metazoa; Chordata; Actinopteri; Perciformes; Percidae. Bases 192 to 605 code for a protein of 137 amino acids. The record is from RefSeq and is a predicted model, not a curated record. Gene Ontology annotation, biological process: regulation of osteoblast differentiation; embryonic skeletal system development.
UUAACGCCCUAUAGGAAGAAGACAUACGUACAGGAAUUCAUUGAAAGCUGUCUCUUGGGGGUGAGAUUCCUAGAAACUGUUUCCCAUGCAGGCUACUGCCUGCUGCUCCUGGCCUUCUCCACAAACAACUGAACUGAGAAGGUUAGGCUGAUACCGACUGUGUGCGUGAGAUCAGAGACACAGAGCUGAAGAUGUCCUGGACGUAUGCAACCCUCCUGGGUCUCCUCGCUGUGCUUCUGGCACUUUCCUUGUCUACAGAGGCAGAAACUGCAGCUGUGCCCGACAGCACAGGCAAAGCUAAAGAUCCACAAGGUCCGCUGAAGAAGAUCUUCAUGAAGGAGGCAGAUGCAUCAAACUUCUUCAGAAGACGCAGCAGACGGGCCUCAAAGUCUCAGGAUGAGAUUAACGCUGAGCAGAGGCAGAUUCUGGCUGCAGAUGAACGAAAGAGAGAGUUCCACGAGGAAAAGAGGAACGAGUUUGAGAGCUAUGCUGAAGAGGAGCAUGAUGAACAAAACGAGAAGACCAGAGAGAGCACCGAGCAGUGGAGGGAGUUUCACUACGACGGGAUGCAUCCUCCUCACGAGUACAACCGCCAGUCCAUCUGAGACUGGAGGGCAGGGGAGGAGAGAGACGAUGCUGUAAAACAUCUUUAACCACACAACGAGGCCUUUCUCCUCUCACCUUGACACUUAUAUAGUAGAGAUAACAGCUACAGAAUGAUAUUUUCAGCUUGUUUCAACCCUUGUGUUGUUGAUUUUGGCUUUAGU